CAUGCAUGAGUCACUUCCUCGAGUUUACUUCCAUAUUUGGCAGGAAGGGGCUGUCUUUAUUUGACUAGGGAGGAAAAUGGUGGAAAGGAGAGUCAGACGACUGCUGUAAACAGAAGGAUACCAACACUUUUAUAUCUGCCUCCAGACUCACUUUGCCUGAAUCUAAACACGGCAGGAGAAAAGCAGUCGUGAUGGCUAAUGCAGCACAAGUCAAGAAAACCGCAGUUAAGGUGCUAUGCUGUGUGGAGAAGGUGUCCUCCUUCGCCUCCUCCAUCGACCCCCUCUUUGGCAUAGUCUCAUCCCUGGUUGGGGUGGCUCGCAAGGGCCUGCUUCACGACGAGGAACACCCUCUGGACAAGGACUUCCAGGCGAUCAACACUAAACUACAGAGCAUUUCAGAAAAGAACCACCAAUGCCUGAGGAAGAUCCGUAUCGACGAGGUGAACGAAACCUAUGGCAAGUACGAGGAGUAUAUCAAGCACCAGUACGCUGCCUUCAACAUCAUGGUGGCACAGGUGAAGAAAGAUCCAGACAACACCCAGCGCCACAUGGAGACCUUUGAGAGGAUCUAUGAGAGAGACAAGAGCGACAUGAGCCUCGAUGUGUACUACCGCGGUGUGAUGGGUACCAAUUCGCUGUUUGGAAGAACCCUGCUGAAGGUGUACCUGGACAACUGCGACGGCGACCGCGAGAUCAUGGAGCGCCACUGUUCACACAUCGCCCACCUGUUCCACAUGGGCCUCAUCGCCCUCAUGGCCUACACAGCUGUUACAGAGGAUGACGAAGACGAGGUGCGGGAUAAGUGGGCCAAGAGGGUGGAGGACAUCCAGAAGAAAAUGCAGGAGGUGCUCAGUCAGUGCAAAGACAAGUCUACCUGAACUGGGACCAGCAGAAGGGACGUUGUCUAGGUUUGGUGGCAAUACCAGGGGACUCUCAGCUGUGGACCAAUAAAAUAAAUACAAACAUGUUAUAAUAUUAUGCUUCAAAGAGACCACUAUUUGUUUCAGCUGCUUUGUGUUACAGUGCAUGUCAAUAUAUGCUGAAGUUUUAUAUAAUAUGUUCAAUUAAAAUGUACACAUUAUUAGUUGAUGACGCUGUAUGUUUGUGAAAUCUGUUUCUUCUACGCUAAAACCAUCAAUCACAUUGAGCAAACUACCGCCCCUAGAUAGUCACAGGGUCUUAUUUGGGGCAGGGAGAACAAUACAAGCAAAGAAUUAGAACGGAAGUGCCCCCCUCAGGUGCAUUCACUUCACUAUAAUAAUAGGCUAAAUACUGCCUUCCUCCCUUUGUUCUAUCCUUGAUUCCAGCUGCUAUGUUGUACAUGUUCUAGCUUGACACCAUACAGACAUAAAGAAACCUACAAAGAAAUGAAAAUAAAACCAAAAUUCUCAGCAAACUGUA
Molecule: messenger RNA, 1401 nt
Organism: Acanthopagrus latus (yellowfin seabream)
Lineage: Eukaryota; Metazoa; Chordata; Actinopteri; Spariformes; Sparidae
Gene: rpz2
Product: rapunzel 2
Exons: 2
Coding region: 192-878 (228 amino acids)
Source: RefSeq, a predicted model, not a curated record